Messenger RNA from Daktulosphaira vitifoliae (grape phylloxera), 5312 nucleotides. RefSeq lists its product as uncharacterized. Bases 351 to 4478 code for a protein of 1375 amino acids. Lineage: Eukaryota; Metazoa; Arthropoda; Insecta; Hemiptera; Phylloxeridae. Gene Ontology annotation, cellular component: cytoskeleton. The record is from RefSeq and is a predicted model, not a curated record. The transcript has 22 exons.
CUGUAUUGCUAGUGGCGCUGUGCGCGUGUCGCUCUUCCGUCUCUUGUGGAACCAAAACAUAACGGGUUCGUGCAACGUUUGGUCAUAUUGAUGAAACCGUUUAAUCGCCUGUGCUAUCACUAUUAUUUUCUAAAAAAAUAAUUAGUAACUAUUAUUAUUGUCGAGGCUAGUGAUUUAUCAGAGUGUCAAAUAUGGAUUGUGUUUCGUUUAAAUCCCACAUAGGGACUGUUUUUGUGUUGGUUGUUUAAAUUUAAAUUAUUUUAGGUAUGAAGUUCCUCAGUGUGGGGUCCAGGACACAAGACGGCAUACAUUUUUAAGUGAAAUAACCCAUGCAUAUUAAAGAAAUUUAAAUGGAUCCUGACCCAUUGUGUGGCUUAUCUGAAUGUUCUUCGACGUCAGCUCGAUCAUCAUGGAGUAGUUCAGGAGCGGAAAACAGUGAAGAAGAAUGGCGAAAUCAAGUUGACGAGUUACAAUGGUAUAUAAGCUCAUCUACUUCACCAAGAACAAUAAAGCAUAUCAAUGGGUGUGAUGUCGUACGUAAUUCUAUUGGAUGGCAUGAGCUGUCAGAAUUGGAAAGGCGUGUACUGGAAGCUGAAACCAGAGCUUUGGAGGCAGAAGGAAAAGUUCGUGUUAUGGAAGAACGUCUCCAAGCAGAAUGGAACAGUCAUUUACCAGAUCAAACCGAAAAGGAGCAAGCUAUCAGCAAACUAGCAACUCAAGUAGAAGAACAGCGCCAGUUGAGACUUCAAGAUGCCAAAAUGGUAGAAGCAAAAGCGGCGCGCAUAAAAGAAUGGGUAACCAACAAAUUAAGAGAUUUGGAAGCACAAAACCAACAUCUUCGCGAACAAAACCACAAGUGCAAUCAACAAUUAGAAUUACUUAGACGACAUAUGGCACAGUUAAGUGCUGAUAAAAUGGCUCAAUUAAGUUCCGAUAAAAUGGCUGUUAGUGCUUGUGCUGGAACAUCUGCUCCCCGUACCAGUACUGCAUCAUUACAUAGAGCCAACAGUACUGGUUCCACACAUGCUUUGUCUGAUAACGAACCAGUUUACGCUCAAGUUGAACGAAAUCAAAAAUAUCGUACUCCAGAACGAACUCAACGAACUCAUCGCCGUCACAUGUCUGCUUGUUCACAAGUACCUCCGCCUAAUUCAACAGUAAAUGUAUUAGUACCCCCUCAUAACCAAUUAGCUAAUGAAUCUAUUUCAGCAACAACUGAUGCAUUAAACUUGAAGUCAGUAAGACCAAAAUCUGUAUGCAUCGAAUCGGAUAUAAUGCAUGAUUAUGCAGAAAUAUACACUCCAAGUAGAGAAAAAUUAUCUUGGGACAAAUCUAGUAAUAAACCACCUACUCCACCUUUGCACAGGUGUCCUUCUUGGGAAUCUCGUAUUUAUCAAGUAGCAAAUGAAGGUUUAUCAACAGUUCAUAGUAGUCAUAUUGAUUCUAAUAUUCAUCAAUCUAGAACAAUCAAUUCUCAAGGAUACUGUGAUAUUAGUGUUCCAGUAUAUGCUACUGUUAAAGGGAGAGCUAGUCAGAUUCGAUCCUGUCCAUUUACUGGUGACUCUUCUGAUGAUUCUAGUGAUGGAGAAGGAGAACAUACUAAUACACCAAACACACACAGUGUUACAACUAGAAUAACAAAUAGUAGUAGCACUGAUAAUACUGAUACAUCCAUGUCUAGCUCUAGCCCAAGCAAAAGUCACAAAACUACUUCUACUUUCUCACCAAUUAAACAUAUUUCAUCAGGAUCACCUUCUAAAAAUACCUCAAUGGAAUCAGGCAUAUCAGAUGAUUAUGCGAUACCUCCUGAUGCAAUGUCAUGUGGUGAAGAUUCUGCAGAAUGGUCUUCAUUGGUGUUAAGACUGAACCUUAAUGGAGCUUCUGUAGUGGCUGAUAGUCCUAGUAAAUGUAAUAAAACAGGAGUACUUGAUAAAUCUGGUCACCUAGCCAAAUUAGGUGGAAAAUUAAAAACUUGGAGAAGAAGGUUCUUUGUACUGAGUAAUGGCAAACUUCGUUACUGGAAAACUCAAAAUGAUAUUUCUCGUAAGCCACAACGUGAAAUUACUAUCGAUGACUUGUGUCGAAUUACUAGACAGGAUGGUGCUGCUACAUUUGAAAUAUCUACUAUUAAAAAAACUUACUACCUCACUGCUGAUUCAAUUGCAGCUAUGGAAGAUUGGGUUAAAGUUUUGCAAAAUGUCCAGAGACAUAACGCAACCAGACUUCUUCUGAACAAUGAAAACAAUAAACCAACAAUUCAAGGUUGGCUCACAAAAGUCAGAAAUGGUCAUGCUAAACGCUGUUGGUGUGUUUUAAUUGGCAAAACUUUUUUGUAUUUCAAAUCUUCAACAGACACUAGUGCUUUUGGUCAAAUUAAUAUGAGAGAUUGUCAAGUAGAAACUGUUGAUCAUUUUUCUGAUUCUGAUGGUGAAGAACGUGAUUCUAACCAACCACCAACUAUAGUUUUAAAUCCAUCUCAUCAAGGACCUUCUACUUAUCUAUUAAUGUCUUCUAAACAAGAAAAAGAUUCAUGGCUAUAUCAUCUGACUGUAGUGUCUGGGAGUGGAAAUCAAUCUGGAUCACAAUUUGAACAAAUUGUUCAAAAAUUAUUGGAAGCUUCUGGUGAUCCAAAUUGUGUACUAUGGAAACAUCCAAUUUUGCUACACUCCAAAGAUGCAAUAAGUACUCCAUUAACUACAUUAUCUGUUGAAUCAUUACAAUACGAAGCAAUUAAGUUGUUUAAAAGCUGUCAACUAUUUAUGUCAGUAGCAAUCGAAAAUGCAGGAAUAGAUUAUCAUGUAGUUUUAGCUCAAAAUGCAUUACAAUUAUGUCUUGAUAACUGGGAAUUACAAGCAGAAAUGUUGAGUGCUUUAAUCAAACAAACUUCUAGACAUGCAUCUCAUAAACAUGGCGUCCAGGUAUUCUCCAAACUACGUCAUCGUCAACUCUUAUUAUGCGCUACACAGUCGCUGUUUACGUGUGAUGCUGCAUUGGCUUCAUCUCCAACCAUAAGUACAACUCAGUCAAUUGUACCAGGAUCGCCAAGUCACAGUAUUACAGCUCCAUCAAGUCCAGCUUCAUCAUCUUUAUUUGAUCACUGCAAAGCAAACCCACCUAUGUAUGUUUUUGUUCAAGGAUGGCAAUUAUUAGCACUUGCUGUUUCUUUAUUUGUACCUAAAAAUACUAAACUACUGUGGUUUCUAAAAUUACAUUUGAAGCGUAAUAUAGAUACAAAGACUGAAUGUGGUAAGUAUGCAGCUUAUUGUGAACGUGCACUUGAACGUACAAUAGCAAAUGGUGUGCGUGAAGUAAAACCUUCAAGGAUGGAGGUACUAUCUAUUUUGUUAAAAAAUCCUUAUCAUCAUUCUUUACCACAUUCCAUUCCUGUUCAUCUGCUCAAUGGAACUUAUCAAGUUGCUGGAUUUGAUGGUUCAACAAUAAUUGAAGAGUUUUUAUGUACUCUUAAUCAAGAAACUGGGUGCCGCGACAGUAGUCAGUCAGGUUUUACAUUAUUUAGUGAUGAUCCCAUUGAAAAAGAUUUGGAACAUUAUAUUGAACCUCAUGCAAAACUUUGUGAUGUUAUAUCCAAAUGGGAAACAGCAUUAAGAGAAAAAGGUUCAGGGAAGUUUGAAAACACUCGGGUUAUUCGUCUCAUUUUUAAAAAUCGAUUAUAUUUCAAAUCUUUUGUUAAAAAAGAAACUGAUCGUGAAAGAUUACUUCUUUGCUAUCAAAUUAAUCAAAAAGUUGUACAUGGUCAUUUUCCUUUAACUAAAGAACUUGCUCUAGAGCUAGCAGCACUUAUGGCACAAAUUGAUUUUGGUGAAUUUUAUUGUGAAAAAAAUCGUGGAAGUGGUGGUAAUACAAAAGAUUUACAAGUACUUCAAGCAUUGGACAAAUUUUAUCCAUAUCGAUAUCGUGAUGGAGCAUCUCAGGAAACAAUCAAACACCUUCAAACUGGAUUGCAAGAUAAGUGGAUUUCUCUUAAAGGACGAACAGUAUUAGAUUGUGUAAGAAUAUAUCUCACCUGCACUAGAAAAUGGCCUUAUUUUGGAUGCUCGCUCUUUCAAGCUAAAAUGAAACAUGGAGAAAACACAAUUUUGUCAGGUACUAUUGUGUGGCUUGCUGUUUCUGAAGAUAGCGUUAGUUUGCUAGAAUUAAGAUCUAUGCAACUUAUUGAAACUUAUAUGUAUGAUCAAGUUCUAACUUUUGGAGGAUGUCAAGAUGAUUUUAUGUUAGUUAUUGCAUCUGAAUCUGCUAUUAUUGAGUCUCAUAAGCUUUUAUUUUCUAUGAGCAAACCAAAGAUUCUUGAAAUAACUUUAUUAAUUGCUGACUAUAUGAAUGCUCUUGCACUAAAUAAUACAUCAAAUUCAACACCAAAUUCUCUCAACAGGAAUAUGCAGCCUGAUAUUCUCAAAGCUACUCCAGACCAUCAAAUACACAGGACUGAAUCCCAGAAUAAAAAGCGAAUUGACUCGUGACAAUAAAGUAUUAUUAUUCAACUUUGGUAUAAACGAUAUACCUCUUAUGAAUAUUCUAUGCGUAAUAAAUAUUGAAUUAAUAAACUUUAAAUUAUUUAAACUUAUACCUGAAUAAUUUAAAUUAAUACUACAAUUUUUAUUGUUGUCUAAAUUGUUUUACUUUAGACAUUAUUAUAAGACAACUUUAUGAUACUAGUUUUUACUGUCAGUUUGAGGUCUAUAUUAACUCAAUAUUUAGCCUAAUUAUGUUACCAUAAGAUUUAAACAAAUCUUAUUAAUAAACUUAUUGUGCAUUGAUAUAUAAGCAAAACUUAAAAUAGCAUUAUAUAAGAAAAUUGCUAUUGCCAUAAAAAACAGACUGUCAUAAUUUACUUGUUCUACUCUCCUUAUGGGUGAAGUAAAGUAAAACCCGCAUUGAUUUUUAUUACUUAAAUGAAAAAUUUUAAAUUAGGUAAUAUUUAUUACUUUGUAUUGUGUAUUCAUUUUUAUUGUUACUAUGUUUGAAUUUAUAAAAAUUGGAGUCUGACUAAAAUAAUGUUACAUUUUAUUCUUAAAACCUCAGUAGUAAUUUUUUUUAGUGUAUUAAUUUAAUUAAUUUUUUGUUUUAAAUUCAAAUGUACAAUUCUACCAAAGGAAAUUGUACCUUAUUGUUUUUUUAAUAUUAAUUUUCAAUAAAAUUUUGUGAUUAACGAACUUAACAUCACAUUAUUAUUUGAAUAAACAUAAAGGUUGUGCUAUAUUUUUAUUUUGUACAAAAUGAUUAAAUAAAAUUGCAAUGAUUUGUUAUAUGUAAAAAAAUUAACUUGAGCAUACUAAAAAUUUUUUUAGAAUUUG